Molecule: messenger RNA, 1167 nt
Organism: Gallus gallus (chicken)
Lineage: Eukaryota; Metazoa; Chordata; Aves; Galliformes; Phasianidae
Gene: XRCC2
Product: X-ray repair cross complementing 2
Exons: 3
Coding region: 62-898 (278 amino acids)
Biological process (GO): double-strand break repair via homologous recombination; DNA strand invasion
Cellular component (GO): replication fork; centrosome; Rad51B-Rad51C-Rad51D-XRCC2 complex
Molecular function (GO): ATP binding; ATP-dependent DNA damage sensor activity; four-way junction DNA binding
Source: RefSeq, a predicted model, not a curated record
GCAGCCCGCCGGGCUGGAGCGGGAUCGGGAGCGGAGCGGCGCCCCCUCCCCCGGCCGCGCCAUGGGUGACGCGUUCCGGAGGGCGGAGUCGGGCACUCAGCUGCUUGCACGCCUUGAGGGCAGAAGUUCUCUGAAAAACCUUGAACCUAAUCUGUUUGCUGAGGAAGGAUCUCCUGUUCAUGGAGAUGUCAUUGAAUUCCAUGGUCCAGAAGGAACAGGAAAAACUGAGAUGCUUUAUCACCUGGUAGCCCGCUGCAUCAUUCCAAAAUCAGGAGGGGGACUGGAAGUAGAAGUCAUGUUCAUUGAUACAGACUACCAUUUUGACAUGCUUCGUCUCGUUACCAUUCUUGAGCACAGAUUGGAGCAAAGCACAGAAGAGAUGAUGAAGCGCUGCCUGGGAAGGCUUUUUCUUGUGAACUGUAACAGCAGCACCCAGUUACUUCUUACCCUUUAUUCUCUAGAAAACAUGUUUUGCACUCACCCCUCUCUCUGCCUUUUGAUUUUAGAUAGCAUAUCAGCUUUCUAUUGGAUUGACAGAAGUAACGGAGGGGAGAGUCUUAACUCACAGGAGAUGAAUCUGAAGAAAUGUGCAAACUUUCUUGAAAAGCUUGUGAGGGAGCAUCACUUAGUCCUCUUUGCCACAACACAGUCCAUUAUGCAGAAAUCUACAAACUCUGCAGAAGGCUUCUUUCCUUUAAAACUUCAGAGUGAAAUUGAUGCAGACUAUCGGCCUUAUCUUUGUAAAUCAUGGCAACAAAUGGUAACCCACAGGAUAUUUUUUUCCAAGCAAUUCAAUUCUGGCAACAGCACAGGUUUUACACUCGUUUCUUGCCACCUCAAAAAAAAACAUGUAGCAAAACGUUCAUUUAGUAUUGCAGAAUGUGGAGUUCAGUUUUAAUUUCAGUUCAUCUUUUAAACUUCUGGCAAGCCUUGGUGCUUAGGCCUGAUUAGCUCUAGGUAGGUUUUAGUACCUUCUAAACGAGCUGUUUGUUGCUGGGUGAUUAAGAACUUUUGUCACAAAUUUCUUUAACUCAGAGAAGGGCAGAACGCCUUAACAUUUUUUAACUACUGUGGAUGUUCAGUCUCAGCUUGUGAGGAAUGUUGCUAUUAUUUGUUCAUGCUUAAUGCAGAAAAGAAAUUAAAUCAAGAAAAUGAUGAGUGAAAUCA